GAUUUUGCUUGGACAUUGUGGAGAAGUGUUAGCCCCAAUGUGGACUGAUCUGGGAACAGUGGGAAAUUAACUUCUUGUUGGUAAAUAUCAGGCUGAGGUGAGAAAGCGACAUUUUCACCGUCCAUCUUUGCUGGUUUACCAUGCUCCCAGGAUGGUGGGAGUGUGUGUUUUUAAGAUGGAGAGUGUAUGCUUCUGGGUUCAAGUUCACAGGUGUCUCUGCUGGUUAUCUGCACUCACCUUGGUAACAGGGAGAAAGUGAGUGAAUGGAUUCCAAGAACUUACUGAUGGAAGUCUAAUUCAGGAGUUGGUUCUGCAGCCAUGGAGAUCAUGAUUCUGGAAGGAGGUGGUGUAAUGAAUCUCAACCCCGGCAACAACCUCCUUCACCAGCCGCCAGCCUGGACAGACAGCUACUCCACGUGCAAUGUUUCCAGUGGGUUUUUUGGAGGCCAGUGGCAUGAAAUUCAUCCUCAGUACUGGACCAAGUACCAGGUGUGGGAAUGGCUCCAGCACCUCCUGGACACCAACCAGCUGGAUGCCAGUUGUAUCCCUUUCCAAGAGUUCGACAUCAAUGGCGAGCACCUCUGCAGCAUGAGUUUGCAGGAGUUCACCCGGGCGGCAGGGACGGCGGGGCAGCUCCUCUACAGCAACUUGCAGCAUCUGAAGUGGAACGGCCAGUGCAGUAGUGACCCAUUCCAGUCCACACACAAUGUCAUUGUCAAGACUGAACAAACUGAGCCUUCCAUCAUGAACACCUGGAAAGACGAGAACUAUUUAUAUGACACCAACUAUGGUAGCACAGUAGAUUUGUUGGACAGCAAAACUUUCUGCCGGGCUCAGAUCUCCAUGACAACCACCAGUCACCUUCCUGUUGCAGAAUCACCUGAUAUGAAAAAGGAGCAAGACCCCCCUGCCAAGUGCCACACCAAAAAGCACAACCCGAGAGGGACUCACUUAUGGGAAUUCAUCCGCGACAUCCUCUUGAACCCAGACAAGAACCCAGGAUUAAUAAAAUGGGAAGACCGAUCUGAGGGCGUCUUCAGGUUCUUGAAAUCAGAGGCAGUGGCUCAGCUAUGGGGUAAAAAGAAGAACAACAGCAGCAUGACCUAUGAAAAGCUCAGCCGAGCUAUGAGAUAUUACUACAAAAGAGAAAUUCUGGAGCGUGUGGAUGGACGAAGACUGGUAUAUAAAUUUGGGAAGAAUGCCCGAGGAUGGAGAGAAAAUGAAAACUGAAGCUGCCAAUACUUUGGACACAAACCAAAACACACACCAAAUAAUCAGAAACAAAGAACUCCUGGACGUAAAUAUUUCAAAGACUACUUUUCUCUGAUAUUUAUGUACCAUGAGGGGAAAAAGAAACUACUUCUAACGGGAAGAAGAAACACUACAGUCGAUUAAAAAAAUUAUUUUGUUA
This is a messenger RNA of Gorilla gorilla gorilla (western lowland gorilla), 1411 nucleotides long. It is a transcript of the gene EHF, whose product is annotated as ETS homologous factor. NCBI's taxonomy places the organism in Eukaryota, Metazoa, Chordata, Mammalia, Primates, Hominidae. Gene Ontology annotation, cellular component: nucleus. Gene Ontology annotation, biological process: cell differentiation; regulation of transcription by RNA polymerase II. Gene Ontology annotation, molecular function: DNA-binding transcription factor activity, RNA polymerase II-specific; sequence-specific DNA binding. The record is from RefSeq and is a predicted model, not a curated record. The coding region runs from base 319 to 1230 and encodes 303 amino acids. The transcript is spliced from 9 exons.